Populus trichocarpa (black cottonwood) is the source of this 2230-nucleotide messenger RNA. RefSeq lists its product as uncharacterized. The coding region runs from base 102 to 2057 and encodes 651 amino acids. The transcript has a single exon. Lineage: Eukaryota; Viridiplantae; Streptophyta; Magnoliopsida; Malpighiales; Salicaceae. The record is from RefSeq and is a predicted model, not a curated record.
AUAGGCACAGACAAGAGCAUAUUUUCGUCAUCAAAUCACCUUCCAAUCAACAGCAGUCCUACGCAAACCUUUCUCAGAAAACCCUAAGCAAUUCCACUACAAUGGCACCACCAUCUCUCCUUGGCCCUCCAGAGAUUAAGAAGCCAGUGCCAACACCACAACAACAAGCCCCAACAACUGUACGGAAUCCCUUUGUAGAUCUAAUGGUAGACAAUUUCAAUAAAACCACUGUUAAUCAAUUACCCCAGAUGGGUUACACUGAAAAUAUGUCAGCUACCUUUCUCUCCUCGGGCAACCCCUGUCUUGAUUUAUUUUUCCAUGUAGUACCAAAUACCCCACCUGAAUCCCUCCAGAAAAGACUCCACUCUGCCUGGAACCACAACCCCUUGACCACCCUCAAACUCAUCUGUAACCUUAGAGGUGUACGUGGCACCGGAAAAUCUGAUAAAGAAGGGUUUUACACAUCAGCAAUCUGGCUACACAACAACCACCCCAAAACUCUAGCCUGCAAUAUUCCAUCCAUGGCGGAUUUCGGUUACUUUAAGGAUUUGCCUGAAAUUCUUUACCGACUUUUAGAAGGGCCUGAUGUGAGAAAGAUCCAAAAACAAGAGUGGAGGCAGAGAAAAGGCAGAAAGACUGGAAGGAGAGCGGGAUUUAAGAUUGGGCAACCAAAGACUCUAGCGCCAUUUCAACGCAGCAAGAGGCCUAAGAAUGCUAAAUCGUCAAGAAAUGCUGGGCCUAGCAUUCCCAUACAUAUCAGAAUCCAGAAUGAAAAGAGAAGGGCUGAGAUGGAGAAAGAGAAUGCAAGUAUUGCCAGGAAAGAGAGAAGGGCAGCCAUGGCGAAGAAGGUUAUUGAAAGAUAUAGUCAUGACCCUGAUUAUCGGUUCUUAUAUGAGGGCGUAUCGGAUUUCUUUGCGGGUUGCCUUAAGACUGAUAUGCAACACUUGAAUUCUAGUAAUACAACAAAGGUCAGUCUUGCUGCGAAAUGGUGCCCCUCUAUUGAUUCUUCCUUUGAUCGAUCAACUCUGUUGUGUGAGAGUAUUGCAAGGAAGGUAUUUCCUAGAGAAUCUUAUCCUGAAUAUGAAGGAAUCGAAGAGGCACAUUAUGCUUAUCGUGUUCGUGAUCGAUUGAGGAAGGAGGUUUUGGUUCCGCUUCGUAAGGUUCUUGAGUUGCCUGAGGUCUAUAUCGGUGCUAAUAGAUGGGAUUCCAUCCCAUACAAUAGAGUUGCUUCUGUGGCCAUGAAGUUUUACAAGAAAAAGUUUUUUAAACAUGAUGCAGAGCGUUUCAGACAGUAUUUGGAAGAUGUGAAAGCUGGAAAGACCAAGAUUGCAGCAGGUGCAUUGCUGCCUCAUGAGAUCAUCGAGUCUUUGAACGAUGACGAUGGUGGAGAAGUAGCAGAGCUGCAGUGGAAGAGAAUCGUUGAUGAUUUAUUGCAGAAAGGGAAGAUGAAAAACUGUAUAGCUGUCUGUGAUGUGUCCGGGAGCAUGUCUGGGACUCCAAUGGAGGUUUCUGUGGCACUUGGUCUGUUGGUUUCAGAGCUUUGUGAAGAGCCAUGGAAGGGUAAGCUAAUUACAUUCAGUCAAAACCCCAUGCUUCAAAUGGUUGAAGGAGAUAGUCUUCUACAGAAGACUGAGUUUGUGAGGAGCAUGGAGUGGGGCAUGAACACUAAUUUCCAAAAGGUGUUUGAUCUUAUUUUGCAAGUUGCUGUUAAUGGUAAUUUGAGAGAGGAUCAAAUGAUCAAGAGGGUGUUUGUGUUUAGUGACAUGGAAUUUGAUCAAGCUUCCUGCAAUCCUUGGGAAACAGACUAUCAAGUCAUUGCAAGGAAGUUUACUGAAAAGGGUUAUGGUAAUGUAAUCCCAGAGAUUGUGUUUUGGAAUUUGAGAGACUCAAGGGCUACACCAGUACCUGGUACACAGAAGGGAGUUGCACUUGUGAGUGGGUUUUCUAAAAAUUUGAUGAAAUUGUUUUUGGAUGGAGAUGGUGAAAUAAGCCCUGAAGCUGUUAUGAAAGAGGCCAUCGCUGGGGAAGAGUAUCAGAAGUUAGUUGUGCUUGAUUGAUAUGGUUGUCUGUAUAUAAAGAAAAAGAAAAACAAGAAAAGAAGCUUAUUUCCGGUUCAUAAUUUUUCCUUUCCUGAGCUCUAGAACAUGGCAGAUACAAUCAACCCAAACCAUUAGUAUAACUCAAUGUAGAUAACCCGAGUUCUUGAUAUAAAAAACUUUUUCUCUCUUUA